AUAAUCAAAUCAUCAUUGAAUUGGUGUGUUCUACUUCUAUGGACAUUGAAUAUUAUUGAAUUGUGUUCAUUAGUAUCAUUAUCAGUGUUUACAUCAACAAAUUAUUACAGUAUUCAUGAAAAAAGUUUUAUUACAUUUAUAAGUGCAUCUGAACUAAAUAUGUUGAUAUCAUGUAUGUUACUGAAGAAAGGACGUUUUAAUAAGACUGUAGCUACCAAAUUAGAAUCAAAAUCAUUAUCUUAUAAGAUAUAUUUAACAAUAUUUAAUUGUAUAUGUUUUACAAUUGCUGCUGUUUGUUUUUUACGUCACAAUGCUUAUUGUGAAACUGGUGUGUAUACAAUCUUUGCGUUUUUUGAAUAUCUAGUUGUACUGAGCAACAUGGGCUUUCAUAUGACUGCUUCUUUAGAUUUAGCAGGAAUGUCAAUAGUUUUAGAUGACAAUCUUAAUAUUCAUUAUAGAUGAGAGUUGUUUUAUUGUUAACUAUUUGAUAUCUGAGAUACUAAUAUAAAUAUAAGGUUUAAUAACCAUUUGUUGUGAUACUGUUAAUACCAAAAAUAAAAUGAUCUAUCAUCUUUAAUAUUAUGUUUAAGUGUUAAAUUAAAGUUAAUGAAUUGUUUAUGACUAAUAAAGUAAUAUAUUUAGACAGUUUUUGUUAUAUUAAUAUCUUAGAUUUUAAGUAAUAAUUCUUGAUGUUUGUUUAAAAAAGUGACUAUUGUUUUACAAUAAAAUUGUUACACAUAUUAUAUUAA
Messenger RNA from Daktulosphaira vitifoliae (grape phylloxera), 749 nucleotides. RefSeq names its product post-GPI attachment to proteins factor 2-like. The coding region runs from base 160 to 462 and encodes 100 amino acids. The record is from RefSeq and is a predicted model, not a curated record. The transcript is spliced from 3 exons. Gene Ontology annotation, cellular component: Golgi membrane; endoplasmic reticulum membrane. Gene Ontology annotation, biological process: GPI anchor biosynthetic process. Lineage: Eukaryota; Metazoa; Arthropoda; Insecta; Hemiptera; Phylloxeridae.